CAACUGCCAUGUCUAUCAGAGCUAAGAGUAUGACCAGCUUUGUGUAGAGAUGAGGUCAAUUGCUUGUGCUGUCCAUGGGCUCUCCACAAUUCACUUCUAACUACAGCAUUAAUCACAUAUUGAAGAGAGACUGCCCACGUGCCUAUACACCGGCUCUAACUUGCAUAGAUCAUGCUAUGGUUUCUGCUGCUUUAAGACUCCUCUGCAGCUUCCUAAACCUUUAGCUGAUGAAGAAGAAAUUGCAUCUUUUCAGAAGAUACUUAAUUCUCAGAAUACUCCUUGAAAAUACAUCUGGGCUAAUCUCAUCACCCAGCUGCUGGAAGUUUGCUGCCAAUAUUUCUUCUUGUUCUCUAUUCAAGUCCUGAGACUUAGCUGUGUCAGAAGGAAUAACAAAUGUGUCAUGGCGUGAUUUAUGUACCGAGUAUCUGUUGUAAUACAGCCUUCUUUUGUGAAUGGGAAGCAGUUCCUUACUAUCCACAGCUUCACUAAUGGGUCUAACAAAAUCAGCAAUAUGGACUUAAUGCUGUUUUUUUCAUUAUGCCUCUGUGGAUGAUAAUUAGUAUCAAUGGAGUAUAUUUUCUGAUGUGUGCACAUUGCAUAGACCAUAAAAACUUGAAAAAUAGAAAGCUGGCAUAGCUAGAUGACUUCUACCUUGUAAAAAAUACUUUGGUGCUUGUGAUAGUUGGGAGAGUGGUGGCACCACAACAGUAAUAAUUCUCUUGUCCUCAGGAUCGGUUUAAAGUGGGCAGUGGUGAUACUAGCUUAUUCUUGGCAUCUCCUGGGAUUCUUCCUCAACCCUGAUCUAGAGCAGCCUUCUGUCAGGUUAAGAGGCUGGUGCAGUUCCUGUGUCCUUUUUCCCAUUCCCAGCCUUCAUUUUCAUCUGCUUUACUGUCAAGAAGCACACUGCUUACAGCGUGGUAUACACAUCUGCUGACUUCCUACGGACUUUUGAGUAGUCUUCACACACGCACAGUUCUUGGUUACUACUCAGUUUAUCAGGCUUUAUACAGUAAGAGGCCAAAUCUUGUGUAUCCCAUGAUCUGCCUCCUAAAUCAGUCAGGUCUUACAGUCAUAUUUGAUUUGCAUAAACUAGUAGAGUUUCUUUCUUCUGGAGGCUGCAGGGUCCCCUUCAGAAGGGAAAACAUAACCUGUGGGAGAGAGAGAAGCAUGUCUGUGACAAUAGAACCAAGUGCUUCCUUUAUGUUGGGGUUGUACAUGCACAUCUUGCUAAUUUUUACUCUGGUUACUGAGACUUUUAGGAGAGACUGCAGUGUAGAGUUAUAAUCUGACAGUUUAUUGGCUUUGGGUUCAAGGUGAAGAGCGGGUUUCUUCAACCCUCCUUUUAAAGCUACAGGGGACUGCCUGGAAGAACACCCACAUGCAGGUUAAGAUUGGCAGAAGCAAUUAAGGGAGCCAUUAAGCCUCUGUCUCGAAACACGUGAAAAGGUAAAGCAAGUGUUCCUGUAUACUUUGCAGGCAAGGUGUUCUAGAGCCCUUCCUUGGUCAGAGGGGGAUAGGAAGUAGUGAGAACUGGAAUUUUAUUAAUAUAGUUGGUUUAGCUUAGUUUUGGCCUAACACAAUAUUAUUGCUGUAUGAAUGAAGUUUUCAUCUGAUUUGGUAUGUUAUCUGUGUUACAUAGGCAGCAAAAGUUCACUUGUGCAUGAGCUCAUUGGCAGAUCUUUGAAUCUUAAUAAGAGUAUUAGUACAAUUCUGCCUCUCUGGAGUGCUGAGUUCCUUUGUUCUUUUGAGAGAUAUUUGUGCUUUGAUAGAAGAUCACGGAGCAGUUAUAAGAGUAACAGGCAAGAAUUUGUCAUGCUUCUGUAGCAUACGGUUGUCAGUUUUGGUCUCCGAGAAGUCAGUAUUUGAUGUUCAUUUUGAAAAUGAGCAUCUGCCUUAAAAUACUAAGCUUAGAAUGACUUUGUAUGUUUGUUGUCCCUACAGUUUACAAGUAAGAAAGGAUGAAUAUCGAAUGAUCUUUCAUCUGAUCAUUUUUGUGAUCAGAGCUUUAUCAUAUGAUUAAAUUAGUUCAUUUGAAUCAUUUUAACUCUUUACAAGAUUAUUUAGCAAGCUGUUUUGAAUGGUAAAAAUGAUUUGUUUUGGCAAGAGAGCUUUACAAGGCAUAGUCAAUAUCUGAUUUACAUUCUGGAUGACAGCAAAAAUUAAUAUUUUUCCUUAACCAUAGAAAAUAUUAUGACUUCAACUUAAAAAUGAAUUUGCUUGCUUUGCAUGUGUAUUUUUCCUACAAAAUUGGCUGUAAUAGUUUAGGUGAGGUAAUGUAAUGGUUGAUGCAUCAUUGAUUCAUUCACAGACUAAUGUGGCAAAGUGGCAGUGUACUUUGGCCACUUUCCACCCAGAUCAAAGGUUAGAUGAGGCUGGCAAUAUAUUAAUGACUUUACCAAAGUGUGCAGUGUCAUUUAUUGAGAAAACAUUCUUAUGCACACUUUGGAGUGUGUGUGCUUAUUGAAGACCAUUUAGAUUUACAAAGACUGGAAUGAUCCUUUUCCCCCUGAAACCACUCUUGGCAAAACCACUCUAGUUAUUACAUUUGCCUUAGUUUACUUUCUGUUUCUGCAACAAAGCCUUUCAUUAAAGAAAGUGCUAACCACAUGGAAAGCUAAAAGUUUUGAUAAAUGACUGUUGUACAUAUGUAUUCAUGUUAGGUUAAGCGUUCUGUAUUAUGGAUAAGUUGGCAACUCUUCAUAAUCGUUGGGCUCAGAAAAAUGAGAGAGAAUCUAUCAGGCAGAAACUGGCACUUGGAAGUUUCUUUGAUGAUGGUCCAGGAAUUUAUACCAGCUGUAGCAAAAGCGGCAAGCCAAGCCUUUCUUCUCGACUACAAAGUGGGAUGAACUUGCAGAUUUGUUUUGUAAAUGACAGUGGCAGUGACAAGGAUAGUGAUGCCGAUGAUAGCAAGACUGAAACAAGCUUGGAUACACCUUUGUCACCAAUGAGCAAGCAAAGCUCUUCCUACUCUGAUAGAGAUACUACUGAAGAGGAAUCUGAAUCCCUAGAUGACAUGGAUUUCCUCACUAGACAAAAGAAACUGCAAGCUGAAGCCAAAAUGGCCUUGGCUAUGGCAAAACCAAUGGCCAAAAUGCAAGUAGAAGUGGAAAAACAGAACAGGAAAAAAUCUCCAGUAGCUGAUCUUCUGCCACACAUGCCUCAUAUAAGUGAGUGCCUGAUGAAAAGAAGUCUAAAACCCACAGAUCUGAGAGAUAUGACUAUCGGACAGCUACAAGUGAUAGUCAAUGAUCUCCAUUCACAGAUAGAAAGCUUGAAUGAAGAAUUAGUGCAGCUGCUACUUAUUCGAGAUGAAUUGCACACAGAGCAGGAUGCAAUGCUGGUAGACAUUGAAGACUUGACCAGACAUGCUGAAAGUCAGCAGAAGCACAUGGCAGAGAAAAUGCCAGCAAAAUAACACGAGAAGCCAUCAGACUAGAGAGCAAGCUAGAAUUGAUUUUGCUUCUGUGGUUGUACAAAUGCUGAUGCUGAAGGUGGUGCACAAGAAAAUCAGUGUUAGUCAUUGAUCAUGUCUGAAGCUUUAUGUCCAGUGAUUGGCCUCUGCUACUUAAUUUAUUUAUUUUUUUUUUUUACUUGUGCCACUAAAUAUCAGGCAUUUUAAUAUUAUUAUUACAAAGUGUACAGUACUUAUAAUAAGUCAAGGAUAAGAGGAGAGCGUAGUUUAACUUUUAUUUUUGUCUGUUUAGAGAUUUUAAGUUGAACAAUAUUUUACCAUUGACUACUUUUUAUUCUUCACUGUAGUUUUAAACAAAGAAACUGUAAUUGACGGUGCUAUAAAAGUCAAAAAAAUACAUGCCUGCCUCGUAGUGAAGUUGUAGCUUUCAGUAAUAUAUAUAUUUUAAUCAGUUUUCAACAUUUUGUGAAUGUUGACUACCUGACAUUCAUUUUUAGAUGUGCUAUUAACAUUCAGUUGGAUUCAAGAGUUACCUUGAAAGUUUUAUGUAUAAAUAUGUAAAAUAAAAAUUAAGAAAUUGUUUCAUAUGAUAUGUCUUUUUGUUCACUAGUGGUUGACUUCGGUGAUGCACCAGUAAUAUAUUCAUCCUACUAAAUGUGCAGUUCUUAAUUUCUCAUCACCAGAAAGGCAAAAAAAGGCUCUAUAACAUAAAAAAGGUAUGGAGACAGGACAGAAUUUUACAGACCUAUUUGUAAGUUCAUAAAGGAUGGAUGGCAUGGACUUAAGAUAUUCUUAUAUAAAACAUUCACUGGGAGACCUAAUAUUGUGACUAUUGUUAGAAUCAACAGACACACAUGGUGGGGGGGGUGUUGUUUUUGUUUUAAUAUAACUGUCAAAAAUAUAUAAAUCUGUGUUAAGACUUUUACCGACACUAAAUGUAUUAUGUGUGGUAACUGAUCGCUUCUCUACCUUGUUGGCUAAGAUCACAUUUAAUGUCUGUUCCCUCAGCUAUGUACCUGCUAUAUAGCCUCUUUCCUGGGCACUACUCUGCAUUUGCAGGAGAAUUGGCUACGCAAGCCAAUAACUCUGUUCUCUCUUGAACUUUGAUUUAAUGCUCAAAUACCACAUCAGGCUCUCCAUUCCAGUGUAGAUAGUAGUAGCCAGAAGCUACGAUGUACAUCAUGCAAAUCAGGUUGUCUUUUACGUUUUUUAUUUUUUAAUUUAUGAUAGAUUUUUCUUGAGUCAAGUUUAUGUCUAACAAUAUAUUCAAGUUGCUUUCAUAGAAGUAAGUGACACAUUCAAUUUUACCCCAUACAAAGAAUGUAUUUUAUAAAAUUCUGUUUCAUAGAAAUUAUGCAGUCCCCAAAUGAAACACUGAACUCAUGGAAUUUGGGCCUGUUUUUAAGAAAAUCUUGCUGUAGUCCCCCACUUUUUUUGUAAGAAACUUCUUUGGGGUGUAUGUGUGGUCUCCAGUUGGCAAUUGCCUUUACACCAGUAGGCAUACCAUGCCUCACACUUCCCAGCACUGGUGCACAUUCUGUAUUUUACUGCUACAAAGCGUGUACUGUUCUGCAGCUUUCCAUGAGGAAAAUGUUCACAGUUUUUUCCUUUAACUGGAAGAAUGUCAUUGCUCUGAACUUGCCACUACAUUUUUUUUACCUAGUUGAAGCUAGCUCAGUGGUUUUCAGACCGUUCUGUGGAUCACAUAGUGCAGCUGCCUAUUUCUGGUGAAGCACUUGUCAGUCCCUGAUAUCUGACACUGCCUGCCAUUUGUUGUCUACUCCAAAACUUCAUUUUUAAACUGAAUAAUCAUAUAGACUCUGCAUGACCACUUUGUGAUGCUGUUUCUCUGGUGUUGCUGUGAGUUUGAAGCUAAAGAUGACACUGAAUGUGGAGGGCAGCAUACAGGGAAAAGCAGCAACAAAAAUGCAGAUUCACUUGGAGAGGUGAAAGCAAGUCAAGGCUGCUGAAAGGCACCAAAGAGGGAUUUAGAACUGAAAAAACAAAGUGGGAUUUUUGUAGAAGUGUUCAGUGAUGUUACUACUACUCCUGUUGAUUCAUAUGAGAACAGAGGGAGGCCAGUACUGGAUUCCCUUGAAAACUACACCUCUGCACAGCUUCUGGGUAUCCAGAGAGAGGGAAUGAAUAGCACAAGUACAAAAUGUGGAAAUGUGCCAAGAACAUUUUGUCUUCGUAAUUCUGUCCUGAGAUUGUUUUGUCUCCUAAUCAAAAUUUGAAUUGGGAUUCAGAUGAAAAAAUGGUUAAGGGGGAAGUUUCCAGGAGUAUAUCUAUUAAGGAGUGAUCCACAAUACAUAAGGAGCUGGAGAACCACUGAGCUAGCAUAGGGAAUACAUAUAAGAUAGGAAUGUAAAACUAAGAUUAUUUAUUUUGCUUUCUUUGAAUCUAUGCAGAAAAAAAAUAUUUGGGGUGUUAAUUUCCCUAUGUCUUUUGGUUGUCUUGACACUGUUGUGAGUUCUGGUGUUUUUAUAUUUCUGGUUUAUAAAAUGUCCAUGUUUUCAGUGCUCCAGGGCCAAAAUUGUCAAAAUUGGGCCACAAAAUGUAGUUGCUUAAAUAAGUGGCCGCUCUCUUAAAGGUUUUGAGCAGCCACCAUUUUCUGUUAAAGACAUUGUGCAUACUCAGCAUUUUUAAUAAUUGGGCCACUUAUUUAGCACUCUAAAUGUGGAUUUAAAUAAUAUGUUUGAGACCCCAAAUUUAAAAGCGUUGGCCUAAGCUUUAAAAGAAAACAACAACAACCUUGGUACGUUCUAGGUGUGUGUAAUAACAUAUGAUAGUAAUGUCACAGUAGUGCUGAAUACCUCACAAAUGCAACUUCAUUUGUGAUAAGACUCUCAGAUUAUUUAACACUACUGAUACGCUAUAGUAAAAUUAACGUGCAGUUGAAACAAAUUACAUCUCAUGAGCAGUGUAGCUGGAUGAACUUGAAGGCAAAACUGAAUGUCUUUGGCAAAUUGACUGCAAGUGCUAUUGUGCUCUAGAAGAAAUUGAACCCUCAGUCAUUAUGUAUUGAUUUAUUAUAAAGCAUUAAUUUCCUGCUAGGUGUAGAGUUGAACAUUUAAUGGGCAGCCUUUCCUGCAAUGUACAUGCACAAAUGCUAUUAAAUAUAAUUGGAGUCACAAGCCUGUGUCAAACCAAAAGGUAUAUCCCUAGGAGGGACUCUGUUCUUUCCAUUUGUUAGAGGCAGGGAGCACCAAGAUUACAAGUGUUAGAACCAGCAACUCUAGAAAAGCAUUUGCUUUUUCAUGGUGCACUAGAAAAUAAAUUAUAUGGAACAAUCCUUCCCUAAAAGGUGGGUGAGCUCCAUAACCUAUCAGGCCUUUUCCAUCUCAGAUUUCUGAUUCACUCCAGCCAUCCAAAGUGCAGAGUUGUCUUGGCUUUCAGAGAUGAAAAUCCCAGGGUCCAUGCUUAGGCUGUUUGCUGAAACAGGUAGAUCUCACUUUGCCACCCAGUACUGGGUGAUGAAGAAAAACACUUCAGCCACAGCAUGGUUUUUGACUCCACAAAGUACCCUUAAUGAGGGUCAUAGUUAUGCAUGCAAUAAGAAAGGAAGAUGCUUGUAGUCUCUCCCCUCCUUUCCAGUGAAAUGCCAGGAAAUGUCCUCAAAACUUAAUACUGCCUAAGGCCACAAAACUCCCUCCAGUUAAUUGUUCCAGAGGGUAACAGAAUCCAAGGCAUCAGCUUAACUGCACAGAAGCCCAGUUGUCUAGGAACAGGGGUGGGAGGCCCUGACUGAAUUGAGACCUAGCAGUCAACCACACUCACCCUCACCCUUUUCUUUUGCUAGUCAAUUAAUCCUGUCCCAUCUCCUCAACCAGAAAUCCUUGGGAAACUGUAAGAAAUCUUGGGGCACGUCCCACAGUUUUUGCUUGCAUCCCAGGCCAUUCUGCAAGGCUUUAUAAGGGAGUGGGCAGUCUGAUCUCUGUUAAUACUCAGUCUUCACUCAGUCCUAAUUCAGGUACUUUCCCCUUUGGCUCCUGUAGAAUAAGCACAAUCUGUGCCCCUCCUGAGUGCCUAAGGGGAGCAUUUGGGCUCUAAUUCAACAGCAGCUAAUGACUUGCCCUCCAAAUGUGGCCCACUAUAGCACUCAACACUGCAGGAAGAAAACAUAAUCUGUGCAGCAGCACUCACAACAGCUAUCCACUCUGCACUGACACACAGCGAGCCUGCCCUUUUUUAUUGGUUUUGGUUCAUUGCUAUGAGAUAAUUGGAACAAAGGUGAGAGAGGGGCUCUCAAAUGAAAAUUUGUGCAUUGCUUUGAGGAAGGGGAUGCAUCUGGUCUAGGCAGCAUGUUUUAUUGACAACUGGGAGCAGCAACAGACACAGCUGUUGACCCAGAGACUGUGGUCCUGAUUGUGCUCUCAGCUUCAUUGAUAUAAUGCUUGGAUUUUAGUAGAGUUAUCUUGGACUUACAUUAGUGCAAAGUGGACACCAGUGAGAGGAGAAUUGGGCCUGUUAUUUGCAGUCACUAUGCCAUCCAAAUGCCAGGAGACUUGCUGACCUUAUCAAUGCAGACAAGUUGUGACGAGAAACAUUUGCUUCUAACCAAAAUGACUUGCAGGAGCUAACAAUUUUUAACACUGCUUGCACAUCAAGGACCACCUUUUGAUCUUAGCUAUCUUGUGUUCUCUGUUGACUUCAGUGGAGUUACUCUGUAUUUACAGCAGUGUAACAGAGAUCAAAAUCUGGCCUUUAGUCAAAUCUAGAUUUUUAGAUUUUAGGGCACUUGGGACAGGAAGCCUAGACAAAUUGGAGUUUUGUUAACUUGAUAAGUGCCUUUAACUUGAUAAUGAAAAGUAGUGAAAUGUGUUUAUUCAAUUAACCUGCUGUUAAUUAUUACCAAUAUUUUUUCUUGUUACAUCUUUAGUUUUGUUUGUUUUUUAACAAAAGAAUAUUGCUGGGUUACUGCAUCUUUCUUGGAUAUCUGUCCAAUGUACUAAAGUAUUGUGCUGAUGUGUAUGAUGACAAUGCUGUAGAAUUAAUGGAUUAAAUUACAUUUCUAAAAGAGAA
Alligator mississippiensis (American alligator) is the source of this 8437-nucleotide messenger RNA. RefSeq names its product schwannomin interacting protein 1 (gene SCHIP1). Gene Ontology annotation, cellular component: plasma membrane; cell junction. Bases 2678 to 3415 code for a protein of 245 amino acids. Lineage: Eukaryota; Metazoa; Chordata; Crocodylia; Alligatoridae. The transcript has 8 exons. Gene Ontology annotation, biological process: positive regulation of hippo signaling. The record is from RefSeq and is a predicted model, not a curated record.